UCGUUGUCUAGUCAGUUAGUUUGUAUCUGCUGAUUACUCUUCGUAUCGGAGAUAUGAAUUUGCAAAGAGAGAGAGAUGUGAGGGUGUUUUGUGCGGGAAAUGUAUAUAUCUGCUACCGUCGAACGAGCAGAUGAGAGGUCUUUGCAGGUCUUUUCUCCGGGUCGGUACCACUAUUUGUAAAUAAUCAAGAUAUCUCUUUACUCUACUCUUCUCUAUAAAUCCCGACACGGCUGCGGAUGUGUCUUGAAGCUGUAAAGAAGAUGUGGGAGGAAGGACAAUAUCAACCAAAGCGCGGCUCAAACCAAUCUGAUCUGAUAUUCCGCAAUCCCCAUCACCCCGCACACCACCCAGCCUUCGUCUUCAUCAACCUCCGCUGCCGCAGAGCAUAUUACUGACGACAGACAACAAGCACAUAGAUUCAAUUGAUUGAAAGAGAAAGAAAAUGCACUUGAACCCCGUCAACGCUGCGCUUGCUGUGCAGCUUGGCUUGUGCCUGAUCUCGACUGUCGCUGCCGAGCAACAGGUGUUUGCGCCCGACGAGAAUAGUCUUGAGACCCCGGCUCAGACUACGAAGGAGAGGAUUGCGAUUAUAGGCGCCGGCGCCGGCGGCUCGUCCGCGGCCUACUACCUGCAGAAAUACUCAAACUACAGCUACGCCAUCACCGUAUACGACAAAAACGACUACAUCGGCGGCCGCACGACGACCGUGAACGUGCACGACGACGCGCGCUGGCCGGUCGAGCUUGGCGCGAGCAUUUUCGUCAAGCAGAACUUGAAUCUCGUGGCGGCGGUUCAGGAGUUUGGACUUGAGAUCCGGACGGCGGAGUUGGGGCGGGUGAGGAAGAUGGAUAAUGUCACGAUUAGCGAUUCGAUUGGAAUCUGGAACGGGAAAUCAUUCGUCUAUGAAGCACAGUCUGACUCGUCCUGGCUUAAUAUGGGGAAACUUCUGUGGAAGUACGGAAUGUCGCCAAUCAAAGCGCGCUCGCUGGCCAAGAAGACUGUAGCAAAGUUUCUGAACUACUAUUCUUCCGUUUACUUCCCGUUCAAGGACUUGACUACCGCUACGCAGGACAGUGGGCUCACUGAACUCACUGGAGAAACGACUCUGAAAUAUUUCACAAAGUACGGAAUCAGCAAGCUAUUCACCAACCACAUAGUGCAAGCCGCCACCCGCGUAAACUACGCCCAAAACGUCCACCAACUCCACGCCCUCGAGGCCACAGUCUGCCUCGCGGCCGACGAAGGCCUGAACGUCGAAGGCGGGAACUGGAAGAUCUUUGACAACAUGCUCAAGGCGUCUGGUGCUGAUCUCCAGCUGAGCACCGCCGUGUCUGAGAUCGUCGCGGCAGGGGACGAGGGCAAGUUUUUGGUGUUGGCGGGGGACUCGAGCGAGGAGUUUGACCAGGUGAUUAUCGCGUCGCCGUAUCAUCAGACUGGGAUCAAAGGACUCGAGUUGCCGAUCAAGAAGGUACCGUACAUGACACUUCAUGUGACGUUGGUUGCCUCCACCAAGCGCCUUUCGCCGGCGUAUUUCGGUUUAGCCGACGGCGCGUUCGUCCCGACGAUGGUGCUGACAACCAUGCCCGAGACCGGUGCAGCCCACUCGCCUCCUCUGUUCAACUCGGUCAGCAUCGUGCGGUACAUCCCCGAAUUAAACCAGUACGUCUACAAGAUCUUCUCGCCGAGCAAGAUGCAGCCUGCGUUCCUGCAGCUGCUGUUUGAGCAAGGCGCAGAGUUUCCGUGGGUGUAUGAGAAAGUGUGGAAUCCGUAUCCGCGGAUGGACACGAUCGAGGAGUUCCAGGACUGGAAGGUGCACGAGGAUGGGAUUUGGUAUUUGAACGGGAUGGAGCAGUUUAUUAGUACGAUGGAGACGUCGAGUCUUGCGGGGGCUAAUGUGGCUGCGCUGAUUGUUGGGUCUGCGAAUAAGACUGCUCUUUCUGUUCCUUGAGUGGUAGUGAACGGGGUUGAGAGAGGUGGUGUCGAGAUGGAGUUGAGGAAGGCGUAACUUUGGCUGAAGCAGUAUUGAUCGACUUGCUUUGAUUUG
Messenger RNA from Myxozyma melibiosi, 2044 nucleotides. Its product is annotated as putative prenylcysteine lyase. Gene Ontology annotation, biological process: prenylcysteine catabolic process; prenylated protein catabolic process. The coding region runs from base 443 to 1948 and encodes 501 amino acids. The record is from RefSeq and is a predicted model, not a curated record. Lineage: Eukaryota; Fungi; Ascomycota; Lipomycetes; Lipomycetales; Lipomycetaceae. The transcript has 4 exons. Gene Ontology annotation, molecular function: prenylcysteine oxidase activity.